UCUGGACAAGAGAAACAAAACAACAUCGAUGCAGACACGGGAAUGAAACUGAGGAAGUGACAGAUGUAUGGCAGGCAAUCAAUGACGUGUGGAGUCCAGGUGAGUCCGAUGAAGCACUGGCGCGCGCAACGUUGGUGGCAGGUGCGCGUUAUGGUGAGCAGCCUGGCAACCUCGAGCGUCUUAGAGACAAAACUAAUGAACAAUGUGACCACACCCACAGUGAGUCAGGAUUUCAAGAGAAAUGAAACUCUUGUUUUCUUCUUCUUACACUAUAUGUUCCCGUUCUCUUCAGUCAGUGAAGUUACCACACACAACUUGGUUAGCUGUAGAUCAGACACAAUGGCGAGUAAAAUGGCAGCCUCUGUCUCAUUGGAACAGGAAUGUCCCAUCUGUCUAGACCUGCUGAAAGAUCCGGUGACUAUGCCUUGUGGACACAGUCACUGUAUGGGCUGUAUCCAGGGCUUAUGGGAGCAGGAGGACCAGAUGGGAGGUCAGAUCUGCCCCCAGUGCAAAGAAAGUCUUACACAACCUUGGCCCACUCUGAACCAAAAUACUAUUCUGGCUGAAAUGGUGGCGAAACUGAAGAAGACAGAACUCCAAGCUGCUCCUCUUACGGAAGAUGUGGUUGCAUGUGACUUCUGCACUAGAGGAGCGAACCAAGCUGUCAAGUCCUGCCUGGUGUGCCUGGCCUCUUACUGUGAGACUCACCUAAAGCCCCACUAUGAAAACCCUUCCUUUGGAAGGCACAAGCUGCUGGAUGCCACCCGACGAUUACAGGAACGGGUUUGCUCAACUCAUCACAAACUGCUGGAGGUUUACUGCAGAACCGACAAACUGUGUGUGUGUGUGAGUUGUGCACUGUACGAUCACAAAGGCCAUGUCACCGUCGCUGCAUCAGCUGAAAGAAUGGAGAAGCAGAAAGAGACAGAGGCCACAGGAGGAUCAUGUAGACAGAAAGUCAAGGAAAAGGAAGAGGAGGUCGAGCACCUGAGGGGAGCUUUGGUGUCGUUUAAGCGCUCUGCAAGGGAAGCUGUUCUGGACAGCACCAGGACACUCUCAGAGCUGAAAGUAUAUCUGGAGCGGAGGGGCAACCAAGUGAAGGAGCUGAUCAGGGCUCAGGAAAAGGUGGAGGUGAACUGGGCGGAGGCCCAACUGCAGCGUCUGGAGCAGGAGAUUAUUGCGCUGAAGAAGAGAGACUCUGAGCUGAAGAAACUAACACUGACCCAAGAUGACGCAUACUUCCUUCAGCAUUACCAAGACCCCAGGAGCUCUCCUGUAUCUGAAGACCUGCCGAGCAUCAACAUUGACCCGCUGUGUGAUUUUGGGACAGUAAAGAGAGCUUAUGCUAAUUUCAAGGAGCAGUUGGAAUGCUUCUGUGAUAGAGGAAUGAAGAGGAUAUUGAACACAGUAAAAGCCAUCCAUAUGCUUCAGUCACCAAAGCCCAGCCAAUCUCCCAAGACAAUUGGUCAAGCCAAUGGGAGCCCCCCAGCCUUCAAGCCCACCCUGGUAUUGGGGGAACCUGCAGUAACCUGCGACACUCCCCUUUCCCUCUGUGCAAAGUCCUCUAUCUUGAAGUGCUCUUCCAUGAGCAAACCUUCAACUGACACAGCGAUCCUAUUCACUGAAAAGGGGCCAUCAAAUGACACUAAGCCUGCUGCUAGAGUAGAGGCCAUCCUCACCAAACCCUUGUUCACCACUGACAACCUUCUCUUGACCAAAUCGGCAUCUAAUAUGAACAUCAAUCCCCUGCUUAUUAAAUCCUCAUCCAACACUGAAGAGUUCACCAAACCUGCAUCUGGAGCUGGUUUAGCAGUCCUCAACACCACACCUGCUCCUACAACAAGUAGCAGCAUUUUCAAUUGUCCUGUUGGUGUUUUUGGUAAGCCUGCAGUUGACGUAGAUGAUUUUUGUAAGGCAGCAUUAAACACUGACAGCUGUCCUUUCAUCAAAAUUGUAUCUGACAACAAUAUGAGGGAAAAGCCUAGCACAGGUUUCUCCUUUGGCAAGCCUAAAUGUAACGCAGGCUCAUCCCUCUUUGGCAAGCCUGAAUCUAACACAGGUUCACCCCUCUUUGGCAAGCCUGAAUCUAGCACAGGUUCAUCCCUCUUUGGCAAGCCUAAAUCUAACACAGGAUUCUCAUUUGGCAAGCCGGAAUCUAGCACAGGUUUAUCCCUCUUUGGCAAGCCUGAAUCUAGCACAGGUUUAUCCCUCUUUGGCAAGCCUGAAUCUAGCACAGGUUCACCCCUCUUUGGCAAGGCUGAAUCUAACUCAGGAGUCUCAUUUGGCAAGCCUGAAUCUAGCACAGGUUUAUCCCUCUUUGGCAAGCCGGAAUCUAACACAGGUUCAUCCCUCUUUGGCAAGCCUGAAUCUAGCACAGGUUUAUCCCUCUUUGGCAAGCCUGAAUCUAGCACAGGUUUAUCCCUCUUUGGCAAGCCUGAAUCUAACACAGGAUUCUCAUUUGGCAAGCCUGAAUCUAGCACAGGUUUAUCCCUCUUUGGCAAGCCUGAAUCUAACACAGGAUUCUCAUUUGGCAAGCCUGAAUCUAGCACAGGUUUAUUCCUCUUUGGCAAGCCUGAAUCUAACACAGGAUUCUCAUUUGGCAAGCCUGAAUCUAGCACAGGUUCAUCCCUCCUUGGCAAGCCUGAAUCUAACACAGGUUUAUCCCUCUUUAGCAAGCCUGAAUCUAACACAGGAUUCUCAUUUGGCAAGCCUGAAUCUAGCACAGGUUCAUCCCUCUUUGGCAAGCCUGAAUCUAACACAGGUUUAUCCCUCUUUAGCAAGCCUGAAUCUAACACAGGAUUCUCAUUUGGCAAGACGGAAUCUAACACAGGUUCACCCCUCUUUGGCAAGCCUGAAUCUAGCACAGGUUUAUCCCUCUUUGGCAAGCCUGAAUCUAGCACAGGUUUAUCCCUCUUUGGCAAGCCUGAAUCUAACACAGGAUUCUCAUUUGGCAAGCCUGAAUCUAGCACAGGUUUAUCCCUCUUUGGCAAGCCUGAAUCUAGCACAGGUUUAUCCCUCUUUGGCAAGCCUGAAUCUAACACAGGAUUCUCAUUUGGCAAGCCUGAAUCUAGCACAGGUUUAUCCCUCUUUGGCAAGCCUGAAUCUAACACAGGAUUCUCAUUUGGCAAGCCUGAAUCUAGCACAGGUUUAUCCCUCUUUGGCAAGCCUGAAUCUAACACAGGAUUCUCAUUUGGCAAGCCUGAAUCUAGCACAGGUUUAUUUAUCCCUCUUUGGCAAGCCUGAAUCUAACACAUGAUUUUCAUUUGGCAAGCCGGAAUCUAAAACAGGAUCCUCCUUUGGCAAGCCUGCAGACCAGCCUGGUGUCGUCUAGAUUUCUAUUUUAGGAAAAUGCUUGGUUUAGUUUUCUAUCAAUGAAGAAAUGCUGUUAUCAGGGUUACACAUCAUGGGAUUACACUAUAUAUUGUAAAUAAUAAUACAAUGAGUUUGCCCAUGCACUUUGAUUUGUUAUGCAGUACCAAUACUGUGAUGGAUUUGAUGUUAUCUGUACUGAAUUAAAUGGAUUUCUUCCACUGAUUUAAAAACUGAUAAUUUACCAAUUUUCUGCCCGAAGAUGGCAUUCAAACAACAGUCUCACUCUUAUGCAGUCCCUAAAUUCUCGUGGUCUGUUUUGAAAAAUAUGUAUUCUGACUUCAAUGGGACAAUCUGGUUCAAUAAAAUAAAUAUAAAU
This is a messenger RNA of Oncorhynchus mykiss (rainbow trout), 3688 nucleotides long. RefSeq lists its product as uncharacterized. Gene Ontology annotation, molecular function: zinc ion binding. The record is from RefSeq and is a predicted model, not a curated record. NCBI's taxonomy places the organism in Eukaryota, Metazoa, Chordata, Actinopteri, Salmoniformes, Salmonidae.